AUGCUUACAGCCGCGUAUGCCGAGCUCGGCAAGGCGGGCUCGACCAAGUACCGGGCGGCGGCCGCCGCGCGCAACCUGCUAUACCUGGCCAGCGGAAAGAGCGCUGUACACGUCGUAGACGCCAUCUCUUGCCAAACCUUACGGACGUAUUAUGUAGAUGAUUCGGAAGAGAAGAUAGAGAAGAUUUUGGUGCUGGAGGACAGUCCGUUUGACAGUCACUACUUUAUAUCCUUGUCGGACACGGGCUUGGUUCGUUUGUGGAACGCUGCGGGCCAAGUGCUAGAUGUGUUACGGCUGGCGAGUCCCGCUCGGGACGUGGCGGUGCUGGGUAUGAGGAUCUUUGUGGCCUGCAUGACGGGCAACGUGCACGAGGUGGUGGUGGAUGACGUGGAGGGGACGACGGCGCCGUUUGCUUUGCGUGCGGGCCGAGUAAUGUUGAAGGGCGCUUGCGAGAAGGGUGAGUGCUUGACGAGUGUUAGCGUCCUCUCGGCCUCGCUGGGCUUCGUCGGAACCGACGACUCCCGUCUGGUGCCCUUCAACCCCAGCGCGGGGGGACCCGUAGGUCACUGCAUCAAACUACCCUGCAAGACCUCUGGGGUUCUCAAACGGCGGCGCAUCGAGCCGCAGCUGGAGCCGCUUCCCGCGGUGCUAGAUGCCGGCGUGAAUGUGUUCAAGCUGGCGGCAGAACAGGAAAAACAGCGAGAGGAGGCGGUGCGCAGGGCGGAGCGCAAGUUUCUAGAGGACAAGAACGUCAUCUGCGCCCUCCGGCCGCUGGACGCCACCACACUGCUCGUUGGAGACAGCAGCGGGCAGGUAUGUCUGGUGGAUGCAACCACCUUUACAAUUUUGCAAGAAUAUCAGGAACCGUACCGCGCACCCGUCAUGGACAUUACUGUUGUUGACGGACCCAGGCAGCGCUCGUUUUUGACGGCCUCGCUGUCGGGCAAGGUGAGCUUGUACACUCUGACGUCGGAAUCUGAAUUUUCGCCCACGUGUGUGCGGCAAGCGCAGUACAGCGAAUGUGUCGCGGUUCUGGUCCUGAAGCCCUCAGAGCGCAUCGUCGCCGUCACCGCUGACGGCACUAUAAGGAGUUAUUUCUCUUUAAAGGAGUUCGGCUGUCUCCGGAGCCACGGCGUUGUCCAGGAGGCCAGCACGCCGCUGGAAAACGCCAAUAUGUACGGAGCUGACAAUUUGCUGUUGGAGGGGGCGGGAACCAAGGUGCUGAUCGCCUGGGGUAUCACCAUCUCGUCUAGUAAGAACGGGGGCAAGCUGCACGCCGCCAUUUUGGAGCGGGCGCGGUCGGCGCUGCGGAACCCGCUCUGCCAAGCCUUGGACAAAAUAGACACCAGCGAGAGGCCCGUGGAUGUGGUGAAAAUUGCUGAAGUGAAACUGCGGCACGCAUUGACGCACGCAACGGUCUGUUGGUCCAAAGGAUACGAGUACGUUAUCUUUGUGAACAUGACUAACGGACGAUCCGCCUUCAUCGGCCUGAACACGCAGAGUUUGGAGGUGAAGGUACUGGAGAAGAAGGAGAAGAAGACCAUAAUAAAGACCUUUGGCAAGACGAUGAUUACGGGAAUUUGGCCGCUGCCUAAAGGGGAUGAUAUUGACCAAUUUUUGGUUGCCACUGCCACAGUCGAGUUGAACGAGCGCAAGCACCCCGUCGUGUCCGCCGGCCUACAUCUCGUCAACUGGGAACAGGACCGAGUGAUGGAGCUCUACCGCGCGACGCAUGACCCCAUUUCGCGUAUAGUUGUGUCGCCCGCCGUAGACGGAGACAACCGACUGGUUUUGCUCCAGAGCGUUGACGGAGUGAGGCCGUCCAAGUUGCUUGCGCUCUCUUCGGCCGGGGAGGUAACAAGCCUCGUAGACGUCCAGCGGUCCGCCAACGCCUGGGCCGUUGGUACCAACCAGUUAAUGGCAGUGGACGGCCCCAGGGGGACCGCUGACGUGUAUGACGUGACCACGAAGACCUGGAUACAUAAAAUGUUCAAUCUGAAACCAGAGAACAACAGUUCCCCUGUUCUCGUCCACUCGGCCGCCUUCGUCUCUCCAUCUCAACUGAUUCUAGCCACCCACACACACAUCUUCCUCGUGGAUGGCAACACCAUAACCCCAAGACCGAAAACGCCAUCCCAAGGGGUGCGCCAAACCAUUGCCGGUCAAGACUGCGUUAAGGCCAACAUUGACACAACCCAAAUAAUACAAAGCAUCAAAGCCCUUGGCGACAAUAAUGUGUUGGUGCUGGUGACGGACUUGGAAGAUGAAGCAGUCUUCAAGCCAAGGUUGUAUGGUUGCGUUUGA
Gregarina niphandrodes is the source of this 2304-nucleotide messenger RNA. RefSeq lists its product as hypothetical. Lineage: Eukaryota; Apicomplexa; Conoidasida; Eugregarinorida; Gregarinidae. The record is from RefSeq and is a predicted model, not a curated record. The transcript has 2 exons. Bases 1 to 2304 code for a protein of 767 amino acids. Gene Ontology annotation, molecular function: protein binding.